ACAAGAACACUUGAUAACGCACAUCACUCAAAACACUCAAACAUAAUGGCCGGCAAGAAGCGAACUCGCACGGGCGAGCUCAAACCAUCCACACCCACACCCCCUUCCACAUCCUCAAUGACAACAGACGCAAUCCCACCCUGCGCCCAACCCGAACCCCAACCUCAACCACCAUCCAGCACCCCCGCCCCACCAGUUGCCAACCCAAGUCGCAAACCCCCCAAACCCUCCCCAGCACGACAAAAGCUCCCCAAACUCCCACCCAACGCAAAAGUAACCCCCCGCCCACUCCUCCACCCCGCGCUCCCCACGCCAUUCAGUUCCGCCACCUCCCCCAAAACGCUCUACAUCCGCGCCUCAACUCCCUACAUACCCAGCAUAAAACGCAUCCGCAGCCUACUAGCGGAGAUCAGCCGGCGCGAGGUACAGUCGCGGGGAGGGAGGCGGGGGGAGAAGAUUGGGGAAGGAGAAGCGAAUGGGCGGUUGAGGGCGGGGGGUGUGGAGGGGCGGAUUGUGGAUGGUGUUGCGAGGGAGAUGGGGAAGAGUAGGGGGAAGGAGAGGCUGGGCGAGGUGGUGUAUGUUAAGGCUACGGGGCGGGCGAUUCCAAGGGCGUUGGAGAUUGGGGGGUGUUUUUUGGGGGAGGAGGGGGUGCGGGUUAGGGUUGAGAUGGGGAGUGUGAGGGCGGUGGAUGAUGUGGAUGUUGGCGAUGUUGGGGAUGGGGAGGGUGAGGAGGUGGAGGUGGAUGUGCCGGAGACGAGGCUGCGGAGUGUGAGUUCGAUUACGAUUAGUAUUGGGAUGGAGUGA
Molecule: messenger RNA, 804 nt
Organism: Dothidotthia symphoricarpi CBS 119687
Lineage: Eukaryota; Fungi; Ascomycota; Dothideomycetes; Pleosporales; Dothidotthiaceae
Exons: 2
Coding region: 46-804 (252 amino acids)
Biological process (GO): rRNA processing; intronic box C/D snoRNA processing; nuclear-transcribed mRNA catabolic process, RNase MRP-dependent
Cellular component (GO): nucleolar ribonuclease P complex; ribonuclease MRP complex
Molecular function (GO): RNA binding
Source: RefSeq, a predicted model, not a curated record